Klebsormidium nitens is the source of this 4663-nucleotide messenger RNA. Lineage: Eukaryota; Viridiplantae; Streptophyta; Klebsormidiophyceae; Klebsormidiales; Klebsormidiaceae. The record is from the annotation of a GenBank genome assembly.
GGGGUCUCUGUUCUUUCUCCAGACUUUAGAGUGACGGUUUUCGAGGCUGUCAAACGGGGUGUUUCUUACUUCCUGGAGUCAUGCCCGGGAUGCUGACCAUGAUGGCACAGGAUGGCCUGGGUCAGUACCAGGACCACAUUCACUUCUUUGAUAACCAGCAAGCACGGCAGAGCGGUCAGAUGCAGUCAAAGAAGGGCCUGAUGAAUAACAUGGGCGUCCUGCAGUCAACCGACGCUUUGGAAGCAAAGCAUGUUGACAAUGCCCUCCUGGCCCUGGCUCACCAAGAGUAUAAGCAAGGCAGCUAUCAAGACGCCAUGAGCCACGUCGCGCAUGUCCGCAUUCGGGACCCGAAGCGCACCGACGCCCUCCUCCUGCAGGGCGCCAUCUACUACCAGCUACAUAAUUUUGACGAAUGCAUCGAGCUGAAUCAAGAAGCCAUCAGGCUGGACCCGGGCUUCGCGGAAGCCUACGGGAAUCUCGCCAACGCCCUGAAAGAGAAGGGAGAACUGGACCUGGCAAUCCAGUACUAUCUUACCGCCAUACAACUCCGUCCAUCGUUCUGCGACGCUUAUAAUAACCUGGCUAGCGCUUACAUGAAGAAGGGAAUGCUGAACGAGGCCGCGGCAUGCUGCCGCUAUGCGCUGCACCUCAACCCGAAGCUGGCGGAUGCCCACAGCAACCUGGGCAACCUGCUCAAAGCCCAGGGGCUCGCGCACCACGCCUACUUCUGUUACUUGGAGGCGCUCAAGAUCCAGCCGACAUUCGCAAUUGCAUGGAGCAAUCUCGCGGGGAUCUGCAUGGAGUGGGGGGACCUGCCGCGCGCGCUCGCGUACUACGAGGAGGCGGUGCGGUUGAAGCCCAAGUUUGCGGACGCACACUGCAACAUGGGGAAUGUUCUCAAGGCUAUGAAUCGGCCCCAAGAAGCCGUCAACUCCUACCUCCAAGCGAUUCGGCUGCGGCCCGACUUUGCAAUUGCGCAUGGCAACCUGGCUAGCAUCUACUACGAGCAGGGGCAGCUCGAGCAAGCGAUUGCGACGUACAGAGACGCUAUCAUGCUGGAGCCGACAUUCGUCGAAGCUUACAAUAAUCUGGGCAACGCCCUAAAGGAUGCGGGACGAGUCGACGAGGCCAUCACCUGCUACCAGACGUCUUUGGCACUCCAGCCGAACCAUCCGCAGGCCCUCACGAACCUCGGCAACAUAUACAUGGAAUGGAACAUGCCCAACGAGGCCCUGUCCCUGUACAAACAAACGAUCAGCGUGACGACCGGCCUUUCCGCCCCGUACAACAACCUGGCGACCAUCUACAAGCAGCAAGGGUGCUAUGCGGACGCCAUUGCUUGCUACAACGAGGUCCUCAGGAUCGACAACCUGGCCGCGGACGGACUAGUCAACCGGGGCAACACGCUCAAAGAAAUGGGCCGCGUCUCCGAGGCCAUCCAAGACUACCUCCGCGCCGUCAACGUUCGUCCGAGCAUGGCCGAGGCGCACGCGAACCUCGCGUCCGCGUACAAGGACAGCGGACUGUCCGAGUCCGCAAUCCAGAGCUACCGCCACGCACUUCUGCUGCGGCCGAGCUUCCCGGAGGCCUUCUGCAACCUGCUCCACACGCUGCAGUGCGUGUGCGACUGGGACGACCGGGAAGCGCAGUUCGUGCAGCUGGAGAAAGUCAUCCGCCAGCAGAUAGAGAUCAGAGUCCUCCCCAGUGUGCAACCGUUCCACGCCAUCGCGUACCCCCUAGACGCCGGACUGGCCCUCGAGAUCAGCAAGAAGUACGCGGAGCACUGCCAGCUGGUGGCCGCGCGCUUCAACCUGCCGCCCUUCACCCACCCCCCUCCCAUCCCGCCCAGGGCUCCCAAGGGCAGCGGCCGCCUGAGAGUGGGAUACGUGAGCAGCGACUUCGGAAACCACCCCCUGUCGCAUCUGAUGGGAUCCGUCUUUGGCAUGCACAACAGGGACGAAAUCGAGGUCUUUUGCUAUGCCCUGAGUGUCAACGACGGCUCCGAGUGGCGUCAGCGCAUCUCGUCCGAGGCCGAGCACUUUUUCGACGUCUCCUCCACGCCCUCGGAACAAAUCGCCGCCCAAAUCGCCGCCGACCAGAUUCAGGUCCUUAUCAACCUGAACGGUUAUACGAAAGGAGCGCGAAACGAGAUAUUUGCGCUUCGGCCGGCACCGAUACAGGUGUCAUACAUGGGCUUUCCGGGGACCACUGGGGCUGAGUACAUUGACUACCUGGUUACCGACGAGUUCGUGUCCCCCUUCGAGAACGCCCCCAUCUACAGCGAGAAGCUGGUCCACUUGCCGCACUGCUACUUCGUGAACGACUACAAGCAGUCCAACCGCGACGUGCUCGACCCGCAAAACGCCCCCAAGCGCUCCGACUACGGCCUCCCGGAAGACAAGUUUUUGUUCUGCUGCUUCAACCAGCUGUACAAAAUGGACCCCCAAACGUUUGGCCGCUGGUGCUCGAUCCUGAAGCGGGUGCCUAACAGCGCGCUGUGGCUGCUGCGAUUCCCGGCGGCGGGGGAGAGCCGGCUCAAGAGCUGGGCCGUCUCUUACGGCGUCCAUCCAGACCAGAUCAUCUUCACGGACGUCGCCGGGAAGAGCGAGCACAUCCGGCGCAGCGCCCUCGCGGACCUUUUCCUAGACACCCCGCUCUGCAACGCGCACACGACCGGCACCGACGUCCUGUGGGCGGGCUGUCCGAUCGUCACGCUCCCGCUGCAGAAAAUGGCGACCCGAGUCGCGGGGUCGCUGUGCAUUGCGGCGGGGUGUGGAAAGGAGAUGGUUGUAUCAAGCUGGGACGAGUAUGAGGAGACGGCUGUCAUGUACGCCACUAACCCGGCUAAGCUCAAGGCCGUCACGGAGAAACUGCGGGCGGGGCGGCUCACGUGCCCUCUCUUCGACACGAAACGAUGGGUCAAGAACAUGGACACCGCGCUCAAGAAGAUGUGGCGUCUCCACUGCGACGGGCAGCCGGUACAACACUUCAAGGUGUUCGAGAACGAGCGCGUCUUCGAUUCCGAGGGAUCCCCCUCCCUCCUGGGUGCCAAAACCCCAGGCAGUGGUGCGCUCGCGCUCUCCGCUUUCUACUCCCUCAUGCCAGCCGCGAGCCUGGACAUCCCCCCGCAGACGAGCGGCAGGGACGGGGGGUUCGGAGCGCCCCUGCAGCCGGCCCCCCACCGCGACUUCAGCAGCCUGCGGGCGCUGUCGGGCGCGAAUGCGCAUUUUGGAGGAGGGGGGUCCGGUUACGUGGGCGCCCAGAACGAGCCGGAAACCUCUGGGAGGGGGUACGUGCUGCAGGAGCAGCAGACCCCCCCAACCGAACAGGAUGUGGCUUCCUUUCUGAGGGGGGGGAUCCGGCAACGGAAGGCCCCGGGUUAUUAUGCGUCUGACUCUAAUGCUGGUCUCGGAAUGGGAGGUCUGGAGGGGUAUGUGGGAUCUAGCGCUUAUGAUGGUUCGGCGGGUGUUGGCAGUCUGGCGAACUUUGGAAGCGCGGGAGGGGAUGAUUUUAAGGCUCUGGACGCUAGUGCGGUGCGGCGCGAGUUACUCUGGAAGAAUCAAUCUGGAGGUGCGGUUAACGGGCACGUCGGCGCAGGGAUUGGGGACAGAAGCAGUCAGCGCAUGGGAGACUGGAAGUCGGUGGGGUUAUCGGCAGACCAGGCGGCUGGGUUAUCCGCAAACCGUGCAGUUUUAACGAACGGGAAGCUGCCGUCGGGGUAUCAUAUCAGCGGUGGACUGGGGCUGACGCUUCAAAUGGGAGAUUCGGAUGUGCCGCAGAUGAAUUCGGACGGGUUCAGGGACGGAUCGGACGUAGCCCGGGGGACGAAAGGGGGCAGCCGGCCAGCUGCCGAGUGGACUUUCCAGAACGGGGCCGGGUUUGAAAAUGGGAACGUACAAAGGGAGGAUUGGGGUUCGGCAUUUGUCCGAAAGAGGGAAGUCAGGGAGGGCACUGCGAGUGCGCCGAUAGACAUAGAGGGUCUGGACGCAGUAGGUUCGGCGAAGGAUCCGAUUAGAAUUGGAGAGCGAGAAGACCCAGGCGCGCUGCGUUGGGAGAGGGCUGGGAGGGCUCCUGCGGGUGCCGCCAAGCCCCGUGGUUACACCGUGAUCAGUUUACAACAAGAGCUUCCAGAGUCCAUCCCAAAAGACGUAAGCAGGGGAAGCGGAUAUAGUUAGGAGUCCAGGCAGUCGUGACCAGCUUAUAGGAGCGAUUGGAGAUACGGGUCAUGUGGUCUGGAUUGGUUGAUUGCAUCAGGAGUGAGCGCACCGCAUUGUUCCGUCUUGUGCUUCGAGUCCACGGUUGUAUAGUAGUCGCUCAUUAGGACAGUGAAGGAGCACCCGCUGGUGUCUUCGUUUAGAAGAUGGCAUCUUCGCAUGUAUACGGAGAGUUUUUAGUAGAUACUCAUAAAAGCCCGGUUGUAAACAAGCCCGGCUUACCUCCGCUUGACAAUAAAGUCUUAUAAGAUCAUAGCUGAGGAACAUCAUCUUGGCUGCGCAUGCAAUGUGUGGCCUUGGUUGCAAGAAAAACUUGUCCUUCGAAGUUGGCAAGGAACCUAGAACCAAGCGUUGUGAUAAAUGCAGUGCACCGGCCUGGUGUUGAAUGCAAACCUAGGAUUCACCAAAUGUUAUUUGGAUGCCGAAUUUUGCCGUAAACCAGUGUCGAG